AUGCCAGACACUAGGCUUCCUAAGUACCUGCUUAACUGGACCCCUGCCCAUGGGAGAAGAUCUAGGGGCCGUCCAAGAAAGAACUGGAGGAAAUGUUUGCUGGAAGAUGCUGCAGCGUUUACAGGAAACACUGACAUAGACCUAGAAGGAGCGAGCGAGAUGGCGUGUGCUUGUCCUCAAUUUGACGUGUACGCCACGCAAUGUCAAAAUAACGGCUUUGAUGCCGCCCAUUGGAGAGAAAAUGUAGCAUUCUGUCCGUACGACUGUCCUGAACCAACAGUGUACCUACCUGACGGAGCCACCCCAGUACCAACUUGCCUCAACAGGGACCCGUCGAAGACCGGGACUGUUGCAGGGUGUUUCUGUCCAGAAGGCCAGUUCCUACAGGAUGGACUUUGUGUGGAAGCUAGUGGGUGCAAGUGUCUCUACGAGGGACAUAUAUACGAUAACGGAGAAACUAUAGAAAAGAAAGCAGAGUGCCAAACCUGUACCUGUCAAGAUGCAGGGGAGAUGACGUGUCAAGAAAAAGUGUGCCCAACUCUUAAUUGUAAGGAAGACCAGCUGGAGGCUAGGAAUGAUGAUGAGUGCUGUUCCUACUGUAAAUCUAUAAACUGUACUGCUGAAGAUGGAACAGUCUACUCUGGAGGAGAGCAGUGGCCUGGAGAAGAUGGAAAAACUUGUACUUGUUUUGAGGCGGGUAUCAACUGUGUGUGUGGUGACGAAACUCUUGUCUGUCCGGGAAGCACUGAGAAAUGGACAAAUCCUGAGGAUUGCAAGUCCACGUGUACUAAAUUACCAGGUUAUUGUUCCAGCUCUAGUGAUCCUCACUACAGGUCGUUUGACGGAAAAUACUAUGAUUUUCAUGGAAAAUGUACUUACCAGGCAGCCAGCUGUGGCGACUUUGUUGUAAGUUUUAUUGUUUAG
Messenger RNA from Bolinopsis microptera, 924 nucleotides. Its product is annotated as SCO-spondin-like. The transcript has 5 exons. Gene Ontology annotation, cellular component: extracellular matrix. Gene Ontology annotation, molecular function: protein binding. The record is from RefSeq and is a predicted model, not a curated record. NCBI's taxonomy places the organism in Eukaryota, Metazoa, Ctenophora, Tentaculata, Lobata, Bolinopsidae. The coding region runs from base 1 to 924 and encodes 307 amino acids.